Molecule: messenger RNA, 297 nt
Organism: Macroventuria anomochaeta
Lineage: Eukaryota; Fungi; Ascomycota; Dothideomycetes; Pleosporales; Didymellaceae
Exons: 2
Coding region: 1-297 (98 amino acids)
Source: RefSeq, a predicted model, not a curated record
AUGAAAUCAACGUGCGCUAUUGAAGGUGCCUCUACGGGCACUGGGAGGCUCAUGAAGGAUCUCACCCCUGGUAGUAUGAUGAUGGCGCUGAGGUUCUGGUGGAUCUGUUACUUCUCGUACUGCCUGACCAUGAUUGACGCCAAAGUCUCUGUUGGCCUUUCGGUCCUCCGCUACAUACCCAUCACACAAAAGUUCUACCGCUUCAUCACUCACGUUGUCAUAUACACCAGUAUCGUUAUGGGCCUGGUCUAUGGCCUCCUAGCAACAUUCCAGUGCAAUCCCGUCCCUUACUUCUAG